AUGCAGGAAAGGAAGGUUCAUAUACGAAUACAAGAACCAACGUCAUUGAACAUGCCGGAUAAGCUUGUUAUUGUCAUGGUAGGGCUCCCAGCUCGCGGGAAGUCCUACAUUGCUCAACAAAUUGUUUCCUAUUAUCAAGAUGCGUUCAGUGACUCGUCGAGCUGCCGCCUUUUCAACGCCGGCAAAGAACGCCGGUCUAUGGCAAUCAACUCCUUGAAUUUGGCACCUGUGUCAAAGCUGUAUCGCACAAUUACAAGACAACCUCGCAGGCUUGAUGACGAGCGUGUGCACCACGACCACAUGCUACAUAGCAGUCCUGAGGACUCUGAUGGCGACGACGAUGCCGAGGAGGGGGAUGGAGAAGUUGGGCACUUGGCUGAUAAGCUACAGUCCAACCUCUCUUUGUUGACGCGCAACCCUGUACCGCCAGAAAUGCUGUUCGACACGGAAAAUAAUAUGGCUGUUAGUGCUCGGCAAGAGAUCGCACUUGCGACGCUACUGAAAAUGUGUAUAUGGCUGGAGACAGAAAUUUCUCAUCGCGUUGCUAUAUUCGAUGCCACUAACACGACAGUUGACCGUCGCUCCAUGAUUGUUGAUACUGUUCGUUCGCACACGUCGUCAACAACCCCGAUCAUUUUCAUUGAGAGUAUUUGCAAUGAUGCCGCUAUCAUCCAUAAAAACAUCGUCCACAAGGUGAACCAUUCCCCAGAUUAUAUGGAUAAAGUGGAUAAGGAGUGGUGUUUUCGCGAUUUCGAAGCUAGAUUAGAGAAUUAUGAGCGGGUCUACGAACCUUGCGACAUCGAAAAGGAGUUUCCGGAAGAAUCCUUUAUAUGUCAGAUACGAGUAAUUGACCAAGGAUCAAGCCUACCUUUACGGGGGCACGCAUCUUUGCUCCAUGAGAGUGCUCUAAUGAGGCUGUUGCAUGAAGUUUACAACAACUCUCUUCGGCCUUCAGAUUCCUUGCCCCGUGCUUUGGAUUCGAUUACAAAGGCCCAUUCCUCUUGCUCUUCAAGCUCCUCUUCCCUCUUCUCAAUGCCUGACCCAUCGCAUAGUGUUCACGCACUAGAACUAGAGAAGGUCGAUGAGCAUCGUGAAGAGGCAGAGUUCGAGCAGAAGGAGCUGCAGAAACUUAGUCGAAGGGUUUACGUUUCGACUUCCAAGACUGUCGAAAGUUAA
Molecule: messenger RNA, 1176 nt
Organism: Lachancea dasiensis
Lineage: Eukaryota; Fungi; Ascomycota; Saccharomycetes; Saccharomycetales; Saccharomycetaceae
Source: the annotation of a GenBank genome assembly